Molecule: messenger RNA, 1006 nt
Organism: Chelonia mydas (Green sea turtle)
Lineage: Eukaryota; Metazoa; Chordata; Testudines; Cheloniidae
Product: basic phospholipase A2 sphenotoxin subunit B
Exons: 5
Coding region: 131-694 (187 amino acids)
Biological process (GO): negative regulation of T cell proliferation; arachidonate secretion; lipid catabolic process
Molecular function (GO): phospholipid binding; calcium ion binding
Source: RefSeq, a predicted model, not a curated record
GUGACCCAGCCCUGCAUGGGAAACACCCUUUGUGCCUUGAAAUGGGGAAGACUAGAAACCUUGUUGGACAGAGAAGCCACACAACAGAAGUUUUUUGAAGCUUGAAUAUUAGAUAACGAGGUCAGCAUAGAUGCGGUCAGUGAGUUCCCAAAGGGGAGGGACAGACCGUCUAUAUAAGGUAAAUCUGUCACUAUCCGAAAUCAGGAGUCACCCUGAGCUACAGAGACUUUCCCAAGCCCAGAAACAGCUCUGCAUGAAGAUGAAGAAUCUCUUAGUAUUUGCUAUGCUACUUGCUUAUGGUGCAGUUAUGACACAAGGGAGUUUCUGGGACCUUCAAAAGAUGAUUAAGCAAGUCACUAUGAAAUGUGCCUUUUGGAAUUAUUACAACUACGGCUGCCACUGCGGAUUGGGCGGUAAAGGGACGCCAAAGGAUGGCACUGAUCAGUGCUGUUACUUGCAUGACUGCUGCUAUGAGAGGCUCAAGAAUCAUGGCUGUAAUGCCAAAUUUAAUUCGUACAGCUACGUCUACCUGAAUGGAAAGAUCUACUGCGGCAUGGGGAGCCAGUGCAAAAGAGAGAGCUGCCAGUGUGACGGUGACUUUGUGCUCUGCUUGAAGAAACACUUAAGCAGCUACAAGAAGGGUUAUCGCUUCUAUCGAAAGAAGCACUGUGCGGAUGAGAAGCCAACGUGUUAAAAAGUUGCACAGAUUCUUUACCUGCCAUAUCAACAUACUCUUUAUUUGCACAAGGUAAAAGCAACAAAAUGUGAUUGUUUUAUUAUAAUGUCUGUUUAUUACAUAUACACAUUUAUAGAUAUAAAAUUUUGCAUGGACUGCUUAAUGUAUUUUCGUAAUGUUUGUGCUUGGAUCAUUUUAUAACUUUGAUCCCAUUUAUAUGUAGCAAUAUUUUUUGUUGUAUUUUUUUUUUAAAUUGAAAUAAAAAAACAAAGCCGUCGCGUGCCUGACCUGGAUUGGUGAAUGGAAUGAUUUCACGACUUUGUUACUGCU